This is a messenger RNA of Chilo suppressalis (striped riceborer), 1111 nucleotides long. Lineage: Eukaryota; Metazoa; Arthropoda; Insecta; Lepidoptera; Crambidae. The record is from the annotation of a GenBank genome assembly.
GUGAUUUUCAAAAAUUCGGUUACGAUACAAUCUGCGAAUACAAUAAAAAAAAUAUGAUUGUAUCUUUAUUGCAUAAAUUACAAUAUGCCGCCGGACUUAUAUUUGUCUGCCGAGUUGUGUCGUGACGUGUAAGAACUUUAUCGGUUUUAUGCAUUUAGUACGGUAUAUGUUUGUGUGUCGCGAUGUGUUGUGAUGCCUUCUGAUAUGAUUCCGAUCUCAUCAGAAAGGUGCAGUUGAGAAGCACCCGGUAUUGGUUGCUCGUUCAACACUUGACUGGAUGCCGAGUAGAGUUAAUUCCCUUUACUCGGAUGUCGGGGCAUGGAGUGGAAAAUUUAGACCAGUAAUGGAUGAAAUAGAAUCGGAUGAAGCAUUAAGAUUUUACCAGUUUCUUAAUUACCUGGACGGUGGUAGCUUUGGUACAGGUCCCAUUGAUGAGUUUGUUGAAGCUAUGAACCGACUGGCUAAUUAUAUGAAACAACAAAAUAGCAGGGAAACUCAAGCAAGGGGAAUGAGAGAACUUGAAGCCAUCAAUGGCGAAAAAGGGAACAGUAUCAAAACUGUGUUAGACGUCAGUACUGUUAUAAUGAGGAAAAAGAGGAAGUUCUUCUGUACUGGUGAAGUCAAAGAGCCCAUUGUUAAUAAUAAAAUUAUAUGUAAGGAUAGAAUAUUACUUCCCAUUGCCGGGACUUCGUGUAGAGACGCUAUUAUGUAUUGGCAUCCUGAUCUUACUGAAGAACAUUACUGCGUAGGAGCACUUGAAUCGAAGAGCCCAGUCCACAUAAUGGACAUUGAAGGUGAAAUGUUUUGCAAAGGAGAUGAUUAUUCAAAACGGGAAUACCUACUGGCGUGUGAUUUCUAUGAAGAUCAAGAAGCGCCAGUUGCUGAUUUGUUACAGUACUAUCCUGACCCGGACCCCGAAAUAAUUCCUAAAUUAUUUAAAUGAUUAAAAAUGAACAUGCGCUUACAAAGUAAUACUGGCUUAACUAUAAUUUUUACAAAAAUAUUAUUUCCCCAGAUUUAUAAUAUAUUGAUUGAUAUUUUUUGAUCAUAUUGAUUUAUCAAGCUUAAAUUAUAUUACAUGCAAAUUAAAUCAGUUUUGUUGCUCAAAAUA